Aspergillus costaricaensis CBS 115574 is the source of this 967-nucleotide messenger RNA. RefSeq names its product A4/G1 family peptidase. The record is from RefSeq and is a predicted model, not a curated record. NCBI's taxonomy places the organism in Eukaryota, Fungi, Ascomycota, Eurotiomycetes, Eurotiales, Aspergillaceae. The transcript has a single exon. Gene Ontology annotation, biological process: proteolysis. Gene Ontology annotation, molecular function: glutamic-type endopeptidase activity. The coding region runs from base 1 to 840 and encodes 279 amino acids.
AUGAAGUUCACAAACUACCUUUUGACAACUGCAUCACUCGCAAGCAGUGUCCUAGCGGUUCCAGCUCCCCGCACCGGUUUGGAGGACAGACUCCGUACGCGGUCAUUGCAGCGCCAGUCACAUCCUCUUGCACCACUUCCACUUGACACAUCCACCAAAGAGGAGUCCAGACUCCUCGUAUCCGACGAAAAUACCACCCAUGUUACAUACAGCAGUAAUUGGGCGGGCGCAGUGCGCGAGCAACCACCUCCGCAAGGCACGUAUUCUGCCGUGUCGGCAACAUUUCGCGUACCAGAACCCACGGCGCAAGGGGGGAGUGGAACGCAGGCUGGAUCGGCCUGGGUCGGGAUAGAUGGCGACACAUACAGCAACGCCAUUCUCCAAACAGGAGUCGACUUCUAUGUGGAAAACGGGCAGACGUACAACGAUGCCUGGUAUGAGUGGUAUCCAGACUAUGCAUACGACUUCGACCUGGAUGUGAGUACAGGUGACACCAUUGUCGCCAAGGUGGAAGCCAUCUCGCCAAGUCAAGGCGUAGCCACAAUUGAGAACAUAUCAACAGGGAAGAAGGCUACGCAGACGAUCAAAGCCCCAGCUGCGACAGCCACACUUGCCGGCCAGAAUGCCGACUGGAUCGUGGAGGAUUUCCAGUCUGGCGACUCAAUGGUCGACCUGGCUGGUUUCGGCGAGAUCAGCUUUUGGGGCGUGCAAGCACAAGGGGGAGGGUCAACAUGGGGUGUAAAUGAUGCGACUAUUGUCGAGCUGAAGCAGGGCGACCAGGUGUUGACGGACGUGGAAGUGCAAAGUGACUCGGCCUUCACCGUGUCAUAUACGAGCUGAUGUGACGGUAUAUGAUUACAUUUUCUCAUUCUUCGAUCAUUUUUCUCCAUUUUGGCCGGUGACAUAAUUUCUGUGGUUAAUUUUGAAGAUGCCUUGAUGUAUUUCGGUAGUACUACUUAGCUUAAGG